Mesocestoides corti is the source of this 582-nucleotide messenger RNA. Lineage: Eukaryota; Metazoa; Platyhelminthes; Cestoda; Cyclophyllidea; Mesocestoididae. The record is from the annotation of a GenBank genome assembly.
AUGUCGAAGAAACGUGGAUUAUCAUUGGAAGAGAAACGCGAGAAGAUGACUGAAUUUUUUCACGAAAAGAAAGAUUUUUUCACCCUGAAGGAACUCGAGAGACUGUGUCCAAAGGAAAAAGGAAUACCGUCCAUGACAGUCAAGGACGUGCUGAUGAGUCUUGUUUACGACGGCAUAGUCGACACCGACAAAAUCGAAAAUCAGCGUCGUAAAAAAAUUGAAGAUCUUCGAAAUGAAUUAUCGCAAACCGAGUCCCGCCUCCAAAGCGUCCUAAGAGCACUUAGCGAGGCUAAAGUAGGCAAGGAGGAUACUGUUGAUCGAGUAGAAACCAUAUCCACGUUAGGUGCCAAUGAAUCACUUCUGCAGGAGCUUAAUAAUGAGCUCUCACAACUUCAGAAAUAUCACCCAGAUCGUCUUCAUGCUGUACAGUCGCAAACAAAAACUGCAACCGAAUCCGCUAACCGCUGGACAGACAACAUCUUUCAAGUGACCUGCUGGGCGAAGGAAAAGUUUGGUGUUGAUGAAUCGACGCUUCUUAAACAAUUCCGCGUUCCCGAAAAUUUUGAUUAUUAUGAUAAUUGA